AUGGUUAGAUCAAAAGACAAAACAACGUCUGCUCAUGAGUUGAUGGUUACGGCUAUUUCAGAUGUUGUCAAACAAUUGAUCGAAGGUUAUGAACAAGGAAAAGAAGUGAAUCUGAAUAAAAUUAAAUGUAAAGCAUCAGCAAAAUACGGUCUUAGUUUGCAGCCUCGUUUAGUGGAUAUUAUAGCUGCAAUUCCUGAAAAUUACAAAAAAAUUCUAUUACCGAAAAUCAAAGCAAAGCCAGUUCGAACAGCUAGUGGCAUUGUUGUCGUAGCUGUUAUGUGUAAACCACAUCGUUGUCCUCACAUAGCUAUGACAGGAAAUAUUUGUGUUUAUUGUCCAGGGGGGCCCGACUCUGAUUUUGAAUAUUCUACACAAAGUUAUACUGGUUAUGAGUUGAAGCAAUUGGGUCAUAAUAUUGACAAAAUUGAAUUUAUAGUUAUGGGUGGAACAUUUAUGUCAUUACCUGAGACAUAUCGUGACUAUUUUAUUAGAAACUUGCAUGAUGCAUGCUCUGGUCAUACAAGUAGUAACGUUACGGAAGCAGUAAAAUAUUCAGAAUGUAGUAAAACAAAAUGUAUUGGCAUUACAAUUGAAACAAGACCAGAUUAUUGUUUAAAAGUUCAUUUAAGUGAUAUGUUAGCAUAUGGUUGUACACGUCUUGAAAUUGGUGUGCAAUCUGUUUAUGAAGAUGUAGCACGAGACACAAAUCGAGGUCACACAGUGAGAGCAGUAACCGAAUCAUUUCAGAUGGCAAAAGAUUCUGGAUUUAAAGUUGUUUCACACAUGAUGCCAAAUCUACCGAAUGUCGAUCUGGAGAGGGAUUUGUGGCAAUUUAAAGAGUUUUUUGAAAAUCCUGAUUUUCGUCCUGAUGGUCUCAAACUAUAUCCAACCUUAGUUAUUCGUGGCACAGGAUUAUAUGAAUUAUGGCGUACAAAUCGUUAUCAGAGUUAUUCACCUUCAGUGUUGAUCGAUUUAGUUUCACGAAUAUUAGCAUUAGUACCACCGUGGACACGUGUCUACCGUGUUCAACGUGACAUACCGAUGCCACUUGUGACAUCUGGUGUUGAACAUGGAAAUUUGAGAGAAUUAGCAUUAGCUCGAAUGAAAGAUUUAAAUAUUGAAUGUCGUGAUGUUCGAACUCGAGAAGUUGGUAUACAAGAAAUUCAUAAUAAGAUAAAACCGGAACAAGUUGAAUUAAUUCGACGUGAUUACGUCGCCAAUGAUGGAUGGGAAACAUUUUUAUCAUAUGAAGAUCCCGAACAAGAUAUUCUAAUUGGAUUAUUACGUUUAAGGAAAUGUACAAGCGAAACAUUUCGUCCUGAAUUAAAAAAUGGUCAUGUAUCGAUUGUUCGAGAGUUACAUGUUUACGGAUCGGUUGUGCCCGUACAUGCCAAAGAUCCUCAAUCAUUUCAACAUCAAGGUUAUGGAAUGCUGUUGAUGGAGGAAGCUGAACGUAUCGCAUUGCAAGAACAUGGUUCAUGGAAAAUUAGUGUAAUAUCAGGUGUUGGUACGCGUAAUUACUACAGAAAACUUGGCUAUGAACUAGAUGGACCGUAUAUGUCAAAAACAUUGAUUCUAAUGAAAUAG
Molecule: messenger RNA, 1587 nt
Organism: Didymodactylos carnosus
Lineage: Eukaryota; Metazoa; Rotifera; Eurotatoria; Philodinida; Philodinidae
Source: the annotation of a GenBank genome assembly